Messenger RNA from Zerene cesonia (dogface butterfly), 2141 nucleotides. RefSeq names its product OTU domain-containing protein 7B-like. The transcript has 10 exons. The record is from RefSeq and is a predicted model, not a curated record. The coding region runs from base 206 to 1957 and encodes 583 amino acids. Lineage: Eukaryota; Metazoa; Arthropoda; Insecta; Lepidoptera; Pieridae. Gene Ontology annotation, molecular function: cysteine-type deubiquitinase activity; K63-linked polyubiquitin modification-dependent protein binding; zinc ion binding. Gene Ontology annotation, biological process: protein K63-linked deubiquitination; protein K11-linked deubiquitination; protein K48-linked deubiquitination. Gene Ontology annotation, cellular component: nucleus; cytoplasm.
GACAUAACUAAUUUCUACAUUGUCAAUGGUUUUUAAUGUCUCGCGGAAAGAGAGUGGUGUAUUUGUAAAUAUUAGAGAAAAAAAAUUGUAAAUAUAUUAUCGUUUCAAACAAACACGAGAAAGUGCAGUUUAAGUGUGUUUUUUUGGAAUUUUAUGGAUAGACAUUAUUAAAUAAGGAUUUUUGAGCCCAUUAAGGGUCACCACUAUGGUUAUGGAAGCCGCUUCAGACAAACAUAAUGAUGAUAGAGUGUCGAUCCGUCCGAAAGCCGGCGGUGACGUCAUCACUCCAGAACGCUCCGUCAGCAAUCUGGACCUCACCAUGCCGUACUCGGCACCCUCAAAUUUAGUACUCACACCGGCGCCUGAAUGCCGCAAACUGUCCCGCGGGAUCUCGCGAGCCACAGAUAACGAGGGGCUGGUGUGGGCGCUGCGCAGUAACACCGAGCCCGACUUGAACACGCUCAGCUCCGAUCACAUACUCCUGCUGCCAGAUAUUUCAGUAUAUCCGCCAGAUUUCAGGAUAUUCAUAGAGAAGGACCUCCUCGAAACCGCGACCCUAGUAACCCUAGAAUCCGCCAAUAUCCUCAACUGGUGGCGCGGGCGGGUGCCAGGCGCGCCUCGCCUGCUGCCGCUAGCAACGUCCGGGGAUGGGAACUGCUUGCCGCACGCGGCUUCGCUUGCGGCCUACGGGUUCCACGAUAGGUUGCUGGCGCUGCGCACGAAGGUGCAAGGUCUGCUGGAGGGGGAGGAGGGGGAGGCUAUGACCGAGGCGAUAAAGCGCCGCUGGCGCUGGUCGGAGGGCGGCGCGCUGCGCGCGGCCGGGCUGCGGCUGUCGGAGGGCGAGUGGGCGCGCGAGUGGCGCGAGUCGGUGCGCGCCGCGUCGGCCGAGCCGCGCCGCCCGCAGCCCCCACAGCCCCCGCAGCCCAGCGCCGCGCCGCACUACGCCGGCCUUGAGCAGCUGCACGUGCUCGCGCUCGCGCACGUCAUGCGCCGCCCCGUGCUCGUCUUCGCCGACGUCGCGCUGCGGGAUUUCCGCGGCGACCCCAUAGCACCGAUCCCGUUCGGGGGCAUCUAUUUGCCCCUAGAGCUAGACCCGGCUACAUGCAGCAAAGCGCCCAUAUUACUGGCAUAUGAUGCGGGGCACUUUUCCGCGUUAGUGCCGUGCGAGCCGCUGCCCAGCGAUGGGGCAAGAGUGCCCCUGGAAGAUUCGGCGCAGAAUCCUCUGCCGAUUAGAUUCAACGUAGACCCCGGCGAAGACUUUCGCUGGGACAUCGAACCGGACCAGAAAACAAUAAACAACCUCCUCCCGGACGAGUACCAGCGCACAGCCAUGCUAGAAGCCUACCUGGAUCUAGAGCGAGUGGAAUGCCUAACUCACACGCAACCCUCCGAAGAGCUAAGAAGAUCGCUAGACGCGCUCUCCACGAAGAGCUCUAAACAGAUGAACUCUGUGGCCAAACAGUUUGGCAGCAUCGGCAGGUCCAUGAGCAGCAAGCUGAAGAAGAACUUCGGCUCGAUGGCCAAGCUGACGGGGAAGUUGAGCGGGAGCCAGAGCAACCCGGAGGAUUUAGUGAGGAGACGGUCCACGUGUGAAGUGCUCUGUUGUAGGGUGUUGGCUGCGAGGGCUCCCGUGCAGGAAGAAAUGGUGAAGAAUUAUCUGAAUGAGGCUUGGGUUGGCUUCACAACAGAAAAGAACCGCAAGGCGGAGUCGUCGAGCGAGCCGUCGCAACCGCGCUACGGUACGGGGCGCUCACAAUUCUAUACAGAAGCGGAAAGAAGUACGGCUUCAAGGAGUCUAGCCACCGCCAAAACGCCCGACCGCACGCUGUACCUGUCCAAGUCGACAUUCUACGACGACCGCCCGCCCUCGCCGAAGCCCUGUAGGGCUCCGCUGUGCAUGUACUACGGGAGUCCCGUAUAUAACGAUUAUUGUUCGCGAUGCGCUAAAUUACAGUAGGGUUUUUUUUGAUGAUAAGUUUUAUUUUUUCUUUGUUUGUUUCACGAAAUUUCUUACAAGGCAUUUUUUGUAAUUUUUUUUUUUUGUUGUAUUCAAUUUUUUAAUUGACUGGCUUUAGAAGUCUCGCCGGGCCGUAUUCUAUACCUUCGGGUCACUAAGUAAUGCUCUAAGAGACUAUUAUAUG